CUCAGGAUCUCUGAAUUUUGCUGCAUCCUUUUUGUUAGGAUCGGAAUGGAUUAUUAUCAGUGUACCGUGAGUCGAGUUUGCACUUUCCAGGCAGUACGAGUCAGCAAACCGCAAGGCAUUUUGUCGUCAGCUCGCAUCUAUCCCAGUAGUUUAUAAUUAUCCUCAUAAAUUAUGGCGCAGAAUCCCUCGACGCCGUUGUCCGCAGACCGUGAACGAUCCUCACUGCUGCUACCCAGCAGCAUGAAACGGGCCCUGAGCAGCGGAGAGCUCAGCGAUGUGCAGUUUUCCGUCGGACGGGAGUUUGGGCCAGCCAAAUGUUUUCAUGCGCAUAAGCUCGUUCUGUGCCUGCGGAGCUCCGUGUUUUAUGCCAUGUUCUACGGAGGUCUGCCUGAACGUUGUGAUCAGCCAAUCGACAUUCCUGAUAUCCUCCCCGAUGCCUUUGGGAAUAUGCUCAGCUUUCUUUAUACUGACACGACGGAGAAUUUGCAUCUCGAUAAUCUCAUCCAGACGUCCAUGUGCGCUGACAAGUACGAUCUGCCAUUGCUGGUGGAGAUGUGCAGCGACUUUGCCAGCGCUGGGCUUACCGUCGACAACUGCCUAACCAUCCUGGAAAAUGCAAUAUGUCUCCGUGCCGACAUGAUUGUAGGUUGUUGCCUGGAAUUUAUCGACGGGUGCGCUGACGAUAUUCUCCAGUCGGAACAUUUUGCGGCUCUUGAGCAGAAGACCAUGGUGAUGAUUCUGCAGCGGGACACGUUGUCGGCGGACGAACAUAACGUCUACCUGGCUGUCGAGAGAUGGGCACAAGAAGCCUGCAAGGCCCACAACAUGGAGCCGACCGCCGCCAAUCGGCACCAGGUGCUGGGCGAAGCGCUGUUUCUCGUCCGGUUCCCACUGCUCAGCAAUACGGAACUGGCUGAUGGACCUAUCCAGAGUGGUUUGCUGCUGCAGUUCGAAGUGCACGACCUGUUUCAGUACAAAUACGCCACGGUCAAACCGUCGCUACCUUUCUCCGGGCAGCCUCGCAAAGGCUCCGCCUUCCGUGUGGGCAAAGUGGAGCUCCGGUACAAAGAACUGGUAUUUGUCAAAAAGAUCACGACCAGCAGUAUCUGGAAACCAGCGGAGAUCGUUGGUGUUCGACAGACUGUGUUCCUGCACCAGUGGCCUCUAAGUUGUGGUCGCAUCUUCAGAGGCACGGCCGGAAGCGGGAAUAUUGUACGGGCGUCCGACAUCUUGCAGCCGGGGCUAAUGUUGUUCGCCGAAAUCAACGACCUCUUGGAAUAUGUUGCGUACAUCAAGAGAGACGGCGAUCGGUAUGCUGUCCUACACAAUGGUUCGACGUAUACAGUCACCUUUGACAGUUUGGUGCUGGACGACAAUGAUGUGUCGCACGAUGUGCGUUUGAUCUUCUAG
Paramacrobiotus metropolitanus is the source of this 1410-nucleotide messenger RNA. Its product is annotated as BTB/POZ domain-containing protein 6-B-like. Gene Ontology annotation, biological process: neurogenesis. The record is from RefSeq and is a predicted model, not a curated record. The transcript has 6 exons. NCBI's taxonomy places the organism in Eukaryota, Metazoa, Tardigrada, Eutardigrada, Parachela, Macrobiotidae. Bases 172 to 1410 code for a protein of 412 amino acids. Gene Ontology annotation, molecular function: protein binding. Gene Ontology annotation, cellular component: cytosol.